Hemiscyllium ocellatum (epaulette shark) is the source of this 4134-nucleotide messenger RNA. RefSeq names its product tubulin tyrosine ligase-like family, member 11 (gene ttll11). Gene Ontology annotation, biological process: protein polyglutamylation; microtubule cytoskeleton organization. Gene Ontology annotation, cellular component: cilium. The transcript has 10 exons. Gene Ontology annotation, molecular function: tubulin-glutamic acid ligase activity; tubulin binding. The coding region runs from base 81 to 2222 and encodes 713 amino acids. The record is from RefSeq and is a predicted model, not a curated record. Lineage: Eukaryota; Metazoa; Chordata; Chondrichthyes; Orectolobiformes; Hemiscylliidae.
UGGGAGCGCGCGCAGGGGAUGGGGCGCGAGGCGGGCGGUUGGUGGUUUAAAGGGACACAGUGCGAGGCCGAGCUCGAGCUAUGAAUCAGGCGGCGGCAGUGGGGGGCAGCGAGGCCGAGGCUGAGCUUCAACCUGAACCUGAACCCGAGCCCCUGCUCAGCUCAGCGCCCCCGGCCGUGGCCAAAGAAGAGCAAAAGUGGCCCGGCUCUGCAUCUGUCCCCGCCUCCGGGGCCAAAGAGAAGACGACCUCAACAGUCCCGCUGCUGCCGCCGCCCCCGGGGUUGCCUCUGGCGGCUCGCAGAGCCUUAGCGUCGCUGAGCGAAGAGGCGUCAAAGCUGCGGCGCUCUCGGAGAUCGGAGGAGGGCAAACCGGGCCGUCACGGCCGGCAGAAGAAAACCAAGCGCGUCGUGACUGUAGACACCUCCAAAGCCAAGACUUCAUCCGAGGCGCUAAAGAUUUGUAUCCAGCAGCUGAAGUGGAAGGAGUUUCCAACAGGGCGUCGCCACCUUUGUGAUAUCUAUUGGCACGGAUCGUCUUUUCAUGAUGGUGAAGUUAGCAGCUCAGGUCAAGUCAACAAAUAUCCAGGCAUGACAGAACUAGUGCGUAAGAUCAAUUUUAGUAGGGCUGUUCGCACAAUGCAAGAAUUAUUUCCUGAAGAAUACAAGUUUUAUCCUCGUUCCUGGAUUUUACCAGAGGAAUAUCAAACUUUUGCAGAUCAGGUACGUGUGUCAAAAGAAAAUGAUUCAUCUUGGAAACCUACUUUUAUUGUAAAGCCAGAUGGAGGAUCCCAAGGUGAUGGAAUCUACCUCAUUAAAGAUUCUAAUGAUGUCCGAAUGUUGGCCAACCUCCAUAGCAAGCCAGCAGUGGUCCAGGAAUAUAUCAGCAAGCCAUUACUGAUCGAUAAAUUGAAAUUUGACAUUCGAUUGUAUGUCUUGCUCAAAUCAUUAGACCCACUGGAGAUCUACAUAGCCAAAGACGGUCUGUCUAGAUUCUGUACAGAACCAUAUCAAGAGCCUAACAGUAAAAAUUUUCAUCGAGUAUUUAUGCACUUAACAAACUACUCUCUGAAUGUCCAUAGUGGAAAUUUCAUUCAUUCUGACAGUGUAAACACUGGAAGCAAAAGGACAUUUUCAAGUAUUGUAACCAAGCUUUCUAUGCGAGGCUAUGAUGUGAAGAAAAUGUGGUCGGAUAUUAUCACAUUAGUAAUUAGGGCUAUUAUUGCAUUGGUUCCUGAAUUAAAAAUUUAUCAUCAAACAUAUAUUCCUCCAGGAAAACCUGGACCGACAUGCUUUCAGAUUUUAGGAUUUGAUAUACUUCUGAUGAAAAACAUGAAGCCUGUUUUAUUGGAGGUGAAUGCCAAUCCCAGCAUGAGAAUAGAACAUGAACAGGAGAUUUCUCCUGGACUCUUUGAAUAUGUUGCUAGUCCUGUGGAUGAAGAAAUAAAAGUUGCCAUCAUUAGAGAUACACUCUGUUUGGUUGAUCCAGCACUGAAAAAAAAUAAUCGUCAUCAAUCAUGCCUCACUGAUGUUGCAGCAGAUAGUGACAAAGAGAAGACAACUGAAGCUGAACUACACGACAUGAAUGGGACUCCCUCUAGCAAAGAGCAGAACUUGUCAUCCCUCUGCUUGAAACAAGUCUUUCCUAAAUAUUCUAGACAAUUCAGUUACCUGCUGAUUGUGGACCGUAUUGCUCUACUGUUUAUCAGAUUCCUGGGCAUUAAAGGAAGUAUGAAACUUGGUCCAACAGGAUUUCGGACUUUCAUCAGGACCUGUAAACUCAGCAACAGUAACCUGUCAAUGGCAUCUGUUGAUAUUUUAUACAUUGAUAUUGCACGAAGAUGGAAUGUCAUUCGUGGGGACAGAGGAGAAUCUGGUAUGUGUUUUCAAGCAUUUAUGGAGGCCAUCUUUCACUUGGCACAGAGGAGAUAUAAAACUCCACCUCUGCGUGAGCAAGUUGAGGCACUGGUCAACUUUUGUGACUAUCAGCUGGAAGUCCAGGAAGACAAACACAUUCUGUAUGGCCGUGGAACAACAGACCAAAGAUUGAGCUUAACUAUGUAUCAGCCUGAAGGAUCUCGUUCAGGUGCUACCAAUCACAUGCACUUAUUAAACCGUAUGAGCAUGUCCAAUAGAUUGCCGGCAUCAUCAUUACCUGCAUCUGCGGAUCAACAGCUUGUAAAUUCAAUGAGUUCACGAGAAAGAGAACACUCCAACGGGACAUAAAGAGUCGGAAAGGAUGGUGGGCUGCCUGAUAUUCAGCUCCUUGCCCCUUAAAGUGAAGAAGAUCCUGAAUCUGCUUGUCCAAGUGGCUGAGUGAUCAUGUCCAAGUCUUUGGACUGGUAUUGGAGGCUGCCCUUGACCUACUGUGCAGGAAACCCUGAGUGAAGGUUUGAAUUGACUGAGGCCUGCUACAACUAUGACAAGCUUCCUGCAUUUGUGCCUACGUUGAACAGUGAGGCAAGGUAAUAUAAUAAAAGUCUGGUAUCUCUGGAGCCAAAGAAGGCAAUGAAAGCUAUAGAUGCUGUCAGUAUCCAGGGAAGCAUUGAGUGAAUGAGCUCUAUGAUAGUGAGUGAAGAAUCUCAGGAUGCAGCCUGGUCCUCUCCAUGAACUGAGUGUCUCCUCCUGAGCGCACAGUGUCCUUGCAGCAGCAUUAGACUGGUAGUUGUUGGUGCAACCCUGAGGUGCAGCAUUAAAAUGCAGAAGUGGCCUUGCAAAUGGCCUGGAGAUUUACCAUAAGGGUUCUUCAAAACUGGCACUAUCAGAUGCCAAUGUUUGUGGACUUGGGGUGUGAGUGGCCAGCGCUUGCUCUGAGAUAUUGGUGCCCGUUCACCAACAUGAAGGUCCUCUAAACAAGCAAGGCGCUGAAUUCACCAAGUACUCACUUUGACUUCCAUGUCAAGCUCUCUUGUCUAACUUGCUUGACAUAUUUGAUAAGAUAUAAGGUUAAAUAUCAAUGAUGAGUUGUCUGUUACAAGCAAUAAUCCCCUUUAAUUGGCAACUCACCACUGCCUAAUGAAAAACUCCACUUGCUGCUUGUCAAAAACAUAAAUGAUGGCACAAGAUACUCCUGACAUUGAGAUCAACCUUACUGUGCCUUAUGGCACAAAUCUCGCCAUAGCUCAUAAUGCUCAGACCCAUCUAAGUUUCCACCCCAUUCUCUUAGAUACUGUAACUAGCAUCAUUUAAUUAAGGGGCCAACCACUGAAUUCUCUCCUUUGUUCUGGUGGUUGUGAUAAUAGCUGCUAAAAGUGUCGAGAGUGUGGUGCUGGAAAAGCACAGCAGGGACAUGCAGCAUCCGAGGAGCAGGAGAAUUGACGUUUCGGCAUAAGCCCUUCAUCAGGAACAUGAAGACCUUAUGCCCGAAAUGUCAAUUCUCCUCCUUGGAUGUUGCCUGACCUGCUGUGCUUUUCCAGCACCACACUCUCAACUCUGAUCUCCAACAUCUGCAGUCCUCACUUUCUCCUCAAUGCUAAUAGUGUGAAAGAUGCAGAAAUCUUUGGCCUUGCAGCAAGCGCCAUUAGAAUUAUUAGUAAUUUUGCAAAAGGAAAAUAGGAAAGUUAUAUGUUUGGAGAUUGUAGAUCUGUCUCUACCAUCAUUUUUGUACUAGCAUUCUGAGUCAUAUUUCAUUUGAAAGUUAAUUGCAUGUCCAUCAUCACAGUUGUUGACAGACCUGAAGAAUAUUUCCAGUAUUUUCUUAUUUUUCAGAUUUCCAAAUGUAAUCAUAGCUGGCAAAUCAUUGAAUCGACUUAAAAGGGGUUGCAUGUAAGGUACAGUGUAGUAUUCUGCAAUUUAAAUCAAGCUUUGUUUGACCUGACCUGACCUGUCUGUUGGUGUUAUGAGAACAUCCUGAGGUGAGUCAGCAGCUAAUAAUUUGUAGGUAUAUGAAGAUUAUUAAAGGAUAUUCUACUAGUGAUUCCCUCAAUUGUAAAGAUACUAUUCACUGACAGUAAAUUUGUUUAAGUUUUCUGAAUAACUUUGAGGUUUAUCAGGUGAAAAUGUGAAAUAGCCUUUCAAGUGACAUGUUUGACUAGUGAUGCUUUUUCAGAGGGACAUUUUGAUUGAUGCAUGCAAAAUAAAUACAUGUAUUUUUAUUCAUGCACAUUUAUUAACACUUCAGACUAUUAUUUAAAUUUGU